This is a messenger RNA of Olea europaea var. sylvestris, 877 nucleotides long. Its product is annotated as stress enhanced protein 2, chloroplastic-like. The record is from RefSeq and is a predicted model, not a curated record. Gene Ontology annotation, biological process: cellular response to high light intensity. The coding region runs from base 186 to 764 and encodes 192 amino acids. The transcript has 2 exons. Lineage: Eukaryota; Viridiplantae; Streptophyta; Magnoliopsida; Lamiales; Oleaceae.
ACGUUAAAGAACCAAUAAAGCUCCACGUCUACAAUUGUUCUUACCCAAACUCCACCACCAGUCACCAAACUACACCUCACUGGACGUAACUUUUCCUGAACGUGGACCCUUCACAACAGAUUCCUACGAAAUAAGAGAAGAAUCACACACCUCUGAAUCAUCCACAUAUAUUCUCAUCUUCUCCCAUGGAUUUGGCUGCGCGGCCGGUUUUCUGUGAGCUCAAGUCGGAUAAACCGGCGGCACCGCUGCAGGUCCAGAAGCCCAAACUGGUGGAGCUGCCACAAACAGCCACCGACAAUGGGAAAAUUGUGCUGCAGCCGAGGCUGUGUACACUUAGAUCAUAUAGCGGGGAUCGCCUGGGGGUAAUCAAGGCCAAGAAUAUUGUUAACGGUGAUGAUCAAGUUUCACCUUUUUUCGCGAUCUUGUCUGAAUAUAUAGAGAGCUCCAAGAAGAGUCAAGAUUUUGAGAUCAUUUCUGGUCGCCUUGCCAUGCUGGUGUUUGCAGCAACAGUGAGCAUCGAGAUGGUGACUGGAAAUUCAGUUUUCAGAAAAAUGGAUUUGCAAGGUAUUGAGGAAGCUGCGGGGGUAUGUUUCGCGGCAGUCACGAGUGCGGCAAUUUUUGCAUGGUUUUCGAGUGCACGUAAAGGGGUUGGUCGGAUGUUUACCAUUCGUUGCAAUACGUUGAUCGACUUGCUCAUCGAUCAAAUCAUCGAUGGUUUAUUUUAUGAGAUUGAGCCAAGUGAUUGGUCUGAUGAUCAAUUUUAGUCGAUCAAAAAUGAAUAUUGAAGGAGUCGUAGAUAGCUGAGUUGUUUAUGUUAUUGAAUUGUUUGUAUUUACGGUUUCUGACUAAGAAUUAUGGUUUAACAUAUAUUACUACA